AUGACCAGAGUUGAUGCUUCGAGCGCCGGCGCCGGAAGCAUGGAGAUCAUCGUUUCGGUCGACGGUAGAAACGUUCCAAAUUACGUGCAGUCAGAGGGAAACGCAAAGUUCAAGGUGACGUUCACGCCACAAGAACCUAAGGUGCACAUGAUCAGCGUCAAGUUCAACGACGAGCCGGUUCCAGGCAGCCCUAUGGUGUGCAAAGUCAGCGACACUGUGGCUUGCGUCGCUAGUGGCGACGGUCUUGCAGUGGCGAACGUCAACGAGGCGGCAUCUUUUCUUGUGUGUGCCAGCAAAUACUCGGGUGAUGACUGUAACGUCAUCAUUACAGGUACCUGAUG
Messenger RNA from Soboliphyme baturini, 341 nucleotides. The record is from the annotation of a GenBank genome assembly. NCBI's taxonomy places the organism in Eukaryota, Metazoa, Nematoda, Enoplea, Dioctophymatida, Soboliphymatidae.